AUGGAUUUAAAACGAAUUUUGGAUGCAAAACCCGAACCUCAGGUUAUUGAUAAAGAGCAUUUCUUUAUUGACCCAGAUUAUCAAAUAUCAAACAACUAUAAAAUACUUACGCCGAUGAGUGAUUUCCAGAAAGAAUUAACCGACCAGAUUGUUUCAUUACAUUACAGUGAUAUUCUUAAAUUCUUUGAAAGAGCAAAUGACAAGAAUAAUGAUGGGCUUACUUCUACAAACAGAAAAAUUAUUUUAGACUCUUUGCAUACCAUGUUAAACAACGAUCAGCUCAUCACUUCGCAUCCUUACCUUUUGAUUGAUCAUUACUUUCCUAAAAGCUUGACUAAUAGAGACUUACCGAAACGGUUAGCGGAGACAAGUGGUAAAUUUCAAGUUUUGAAUGAUAUUUUAAAUAUACUGGAUGCUGCAUAUAAUCCUAGGGAUAAAAAUGAUCAUUCCAGAGAUAGCAAUAAAAAUAUUGAUGUUGGAAUUGUUGCUAGAGAAGGUAAAACCUUAGAUCUAGUUAACUCCCUUUGUACCGGUUCAAAAUGCUAUUUGAAAAGAUAUUCAGGUGUUAAGGUUAGGGAUUCCAGUGCAAAGCAAAAGGCGCAUAUGGGACUUCACUUAACAGUGCAUCUCUUUCCUUCCAGUAUGGAAAAUUUAAAUGAGAAGGACCUGCCAAACAAUGAAGAAGACGAAAACUUAGGUCUCGACUUUUUAAUUCUUUUUGAUGUAACAGCAGACCCUAAUAAUGAGAAACUUCGCAAAUACCUAUCCUCACAAACACAAAUAUUACAAUUAGUCCCGAUAUAUUCGGUGGACCACAUUGCACUUUAUUUCAGAAAUCAAUUUAGCGAUAGAUCUAGUGAUGAUUAUAUAAGAAGAGUUGUUGCAGCCGUUGUGAGCAUGAGGGGAAGCGUUGGCCAACUUCCUACAAUCUUGAAACCUGUGUAUACUUCACACCUGAAGUAUUUAACUGAUUGGUUUAAGCAGCCUUGCAAAACUGACUGGCCAUUGCCGGACAUUCCUGAAAUUCCAAUAUUUCAUAGUAAAGAUGUUGAGCACUCGUUGCUUACUGAAGUCAAGUUCAAUUUUGAUAACAAGGAUUUUUUAAAGGAGGAAGCGGAAUCAAAGGAAGAAUCCAAGGAGUUAAAUUUGAAUUUCAAUUUUGGAAGCGGUAAAACUAAAAUGGUGAGCCAUAUUGUACAGCCCCGCUAUUGCGGAGAAAAUGAGAAGAAGCUUGAUUUUUAUGAAUCAAAAAGAUGGCAGAAAAAGUAUUUAACGAAUCCUCUCAACAGUGAUUAUUACAAACUUACUGGUAUCUCAAAAGAGAUUCAUCAGGAUGAGGUCCUCACUCAUACACUUAUAUACAGUCUCACGAUGAAAAUGUCUGCAUUGCAAAGCACUAAUACAGAACUUAGGAUGUUUGAUGAUACGUUUGAAUCGAGGAUGAAAGAAUUUGCAAUUAUGAGGAGAGAAUACAGUCGAAUGUUGAGGAAGGCAGAAAAUAUGCGGAAAAAUGUAUUUUCAAAGACAACAGCAAUAGAGGGUCUUGAUGUUAGGAUUGAAAAGUUGAAGAAGGAGUUAUCGAUGGUAAGGGAGGAUGUUUCUAAGCUAGUCAACUCCUUCUCAACAGAGGGUGAAAAGUCGGCAAGUAAGAAAUGGAUAUGCUUAGAUAAGGAGACCGUAGAAUGCAAAGAUAAUAUGACCCGGAUCCAAAAGAAGGUGGAAUCGAACAAUACGGAAAUGAAGUACAUGAGAGAAGAGCUGAUAAGAGCGAAGAAGUCUGUAGAGGAGUCUGCCGUUCAGUUUGAUAAAAAGAAAUCAUACGCACGACAAUUACGUGAGAAAAUAAAGGAACAAUCCGAAGAAACGUCAACCGCCAACUUGAAAAAGAAGCAACUAGAGCAGGCCAAAGAAAAUUGCGAUAAAGCUAGAAAUAAAAACAUAGAACUUCGUGAUCGGCUCGAUCUUACAUUAAAAAGACUUGUGGAAGCAUCUUCGGGACGAUCUAGAUACGUGAACUAUGCCCGUGGUGGUCUUUUGGGUUAA
Molecule: messenger RNA, 2043 nt
Organism: Brettanomyces bruxellensis
Lineage: Eukaryota; Fungi; Ascomycota; Pichiomycetes; Pichiales; Pichiaceae
Exons: 1
Coding region: 1-2043 (680 amino acids)
Cellular component (GO): nucleus; HDA1 complex
Source: RefSeq, a predicted model, not a curated record